GUCAUUUCAGCCGCACUUCAACAUUUGCACGGAUGCUCUCAGCUUGAUUUAAUCUUCCUUUACUGUUCUGACCUCCUAAAAAAAAUUUUUUUUCAAGGAAGUGGAAACGUCACAUUAGGAAAUGUGACUGCAAGCUUUAAAUUUCCUGGCACAUAACUGAUUAGAGAGUCACAGCAAGAAGACACCAACUGGCUUACAAUGGAGGACAAGCGCAAGAAGAGGAGCCCCAAAGUGUCGCUCCCGCAGCCGCCGCCUCCCCCGGUCAACCCACGCAAGGUCUCCGUCCUGCCGGCCAGCAAAAGUGCCACCUUUUCCCUUGGCCUGCCGCAGCCCCCCUCCCCUAAAAACCGGGGCAAGUUCAAAAGGUCCAUAGGGGCAACAGGACAGCCAAAAGAGGUGUUCGCUGGCGUGGUGGCUCCACCUAAGACCAGCAGGACCCACAAGGAGAAGCCAAGAGCUCCGCAGCCUGCCGGUCCCAGCAAAGUUGUCCAGUCAUCCCCCCUACAGCACUCCUUUCUCACCGACGUGUCCGACGUGAGAGAGAUGGAGGGAGGCCUCUUGAACCUCCUCAACGACUUCCAUUCUGGCAAACUGCAGGCUUUUGGUAAAGUGUGCUCCUUUGAGCAACUGGAGCAUGUGCGCGAGAUGCAGGAGAAGCUGGCGCGUCUUCACUUCAGCAUGGACAGCCACGUGGAGGAGCUUUCCGAGGACCAGAGGAAGUGCGCCUCUGAUCUCAACCUGGAGCACCUGCUCUGCAACCUGGAGGAGCUAAGCACCUCAAUACAAAAGCUCCACUUGGCUGAGAACCAGGACCUGCCCAAGACAUCUGCUCCCUGACUAAAUGGGGUGUUGAGAGGUUCUAACAUCCCAGCAGACCCAGUUACCAUGGACAUAAUCUGCGCAGCUGCCAUAGUAACACAAUGGACUCAUUAAGCGGAGAAGGUAUUUUUGUUAUUAAGACAUUGAAUGUGUGGGCAUAAAACACUAUUCCAAAUGCAUUCACAGCACGAAAAAAUCUGAAGGUAACUCUUUUUGGUAUGUAUUUAAAAGUGACAUGUUCCCCUUGAAAACCAGAUGGUGGUUUAGUCAGCCUGUUUUUAUCUUUGCUAACAUUUUGAACAGGAUGUAAUGAAAUCUUAUUGUAAGACAAUCUUUACGGAAAACCAAUUGUGUACUUCAUUCAAAUGUUCAUCGUUGUGGUAGAAAUUUAUGGUUAAUGUAACAAUUUCAUUUAAAUUUCUGUCUUUGAGGGUUGAGCAACAGUAUGAUGUACAGUUUGUUCUUUUGUCUAUGGAGUAAAAAUGGCAGCUACUGUUUUGAGAAUAAAGGUAAAUUUUUGCUUGUCAACAAAUGUUGUUCCCAUGCGUGGCACUUUUAAGUUAUUUCUAGCAUAUUAUCUUGGGUUAACCAAUUAUUCCUUUCUCUCUUGGGACUCUAUUAAUAAAGACAUUUGAGAUUUCUACACUUUGGACUUCAUUACGCUGGGCUCUCACCAAGGGCAUAGGUUUUGUCUCAACAUUGGUAGGGACGAUAUAACAGCAGGGCCGGCCCAGCCUAUAAGCAGGCUAUGCAGCUGCUUAGGGCCCCUGACCACUAGGGGGCCCCAAUCUGGCAAUUGUUUAAUUUAUAUUCUAUUUUGUUUACUACAGUUUGCUUUAUUUGACUUUUGUGAGUUUUGAUACUUAAUUACAAGCUUGAAAAAAUAAAAGUUCUUCCUUAACUUCUUUCUUUCCUCUUUUAGAAAAAGGUCUGGCGCUAUCUACUGUAAGUACUGACAAUCAUUUGGGGUGAGAAGUUUGAAGUAUGCAGUGCAACAAAAUCUGAUUAAUAUACAAUAUAUGGACGUAUGGGUCGGAUUGCAUGUAUGGGUUUCACAGUACACUGUGACGAAAUGGCGGGCCAAAAAAAUAUGGGCCCUUUGCAUUAUUUUGCUUAGGGCCCCCAAAUGGCCUGGGCCGGCCCUAUAUAACAGUAUAACCUGCAUGUACACUUUUUGCUGAGGACGGGACAUUAAUAAGGCCAAACAGAUUAUUGAACAAGGGUCAGAGCCAGAUUUCUCACGAGUAUUAACCUAAUUGAUAGGCAAAAUGAUCAAAGCAAAAAUGAAUCUGUAUUGACUUAUACUAACUUUUAUGUAAAUUUGGUUCACUUGAUACAACGCUCGAUUCAAACCUUUGUUUUCAAAAACUACUAAAGAAACAUUUUGAAGGAAAGUUCCUUUAUUAAAAAAAGGGCUCUGGGGGACCUACUCAUAUGGAAUAGACAUAUAUAAAUUUUAUAAAGUUCAUAUAUUUUUAUAUGGAACUCAUAUGUAAAGUAUAUGACACUCAAACCACAUAUAUGAUCCUUAGUAAAUUUGUAUAUGAUCCUUAGUAAAUUUGUACAAUGUGAAACUUGUAUAAUUUGGGAACUAAACCCAAAUGGAAAAAAUGGAUAUAAACUUCAUAAAUUUCAUAUACACUCACCGGCCACUUUAUUAAGUACACCUGUGCAACUGCUUGUUAACACUUAAUUUCUAAUCAGCCAAUCACAUGGCGGCAACUCAGUCCAUUUAGGCAUUUAGACGUGGUUUAAGACAAUCUCCUUGUGUUCAAACCGAGCAUCAGUAUGGGGAAGAAAGGUGAUUUGAGUGACUUUGAACGUGGCAUGGUUGUUGGUGCCAGAAGGGCUGGUCUGAGUAUUUCAGAAACUGCUGAUCUACUGGGAUUUUCACACACAACCAUCUCUAAGGUUUACAGAGAAUGGUCUGAAAAAGAAAAAAUAUCCAAUGAGUGGCAGUUCUGUGGGCGGAAAUGCCUUGUUGAUGCCAGAGGCCAGAGGAGAAUGGCCAGACUGGUUCGAGCUGAUAGAAAGGCAACAGUGACUCAAAUAACCACCCGUUACAACCAAGGUAGGCAGAAGAGCAUCUCUGAACGCACAGUACGUCGAACUUUGAGGCAGAUGGGCUACAGCAGCAGAAGACGUCGGGUGCGACUCCUUUCAGCUAAGAACAGGAAACUGAGGCUACAAUUUGCACAAGUUCAUCGAAGCAAUGAUAUUUUCUUCCUCAAUAUCGUUUAGACCUAAUUUGUUUUACUAAAAAGUAACCAAAUAAUCCAGAAAUGGCAUUGCCAAAAGAUACAAAAAUAUAUACGUUUUAUACUCCGCAACACUCCCGGAAGAAGUGGAAGUACUGUAAUAUGUUAGGAACUUUUGUUCAAAAAAAAACUUUUUUUUUAAAUUCUGUAUCAGAUUGGGACAAAAUUAGGUGACUGACUUGGGUGCAAAUAUAUGCGAUCGUGACAUCCCUAUACGUUACACAGAUUUGUACUGGCUCAUUAGAUAGGCAAUUUGGUUUGAGAUUGGUACUUUUUUUAACAGUUGGAUCCUAAUUGUAUCGUCCUCUAUUCGCAAGCUUUGCCCUAAAGUGUGGGGAGAGAAUAAGUUGUCAUGCUGUGUUCCUUUGCCCAGUGAGAGCUGAGGGCGUAGGUUUGCAUAGGGACGGUAGGGACAUAACACUACCAACUUUUCAGGAUGCUCAAAUUGACCCCACCCAUUUUUAAGCCAUUUUAUUUGCAUUGUACAAUGAGUUCAGUUAUAUGGGAAAUUUUGAUUGUCUUCCCAGAUAUUAUAAGGAUAGAAUAGACCCUACCAUUAUUAAGUGAAUUAUUUCCAUUAUGUUCAGACUUAGAUUUAUCCCUUUUCACUUGCUGAAUGUGCCGGUCCAAUUUUUUCCCCCUCAAACACACGUUUGAUUGGCUGAUGACUUGACCCCCCAUCCCUCCUCCCGUCAUACAGACAUACGCACACUCACAGAACCUCACCGACAGAAAUACAGCGUGCCGCCUUCUCCAUUCCCGUUGAAGAGGAAGUACAUUAGACGGUGUUUUUGGCCAGCACAAGCCACUGUAAGUAAUGUAAAAAAAUAUCAAUGUUGUGGAGGUGGUGGAAACACCACUAAUUUUGCUACUAAAAGUCUGACCUGAAUCACGGUUAGCAUAGCAUUAAUCUGUGUGAACUUGAUAACCUGCAAAACUACUGCGGACAGGCCAGCCUCCACAAGGAACAACGAAGGCAAGCUAGGCGACCUUCAUUUGGAUCAUUGUUUGCAUUAUGUGUAUUACUGUAAUGCAACACGGUGGCUUCAAAGUGUAAAUCCCAACAAUGGGUCCACUUCAUAAGGAACACUAGCAUGAACAUGAACUGACAUGGAAAAAAAGUGAAACUAAAUCUCACAUUAGAACUUCAUGAGAGUACUAUGGAUGCGUCAGAUGUAGAUCGGUCCCAAAUAACUUUUAUAUUCGAAUACAGUACUUUAGUUUCAGUCUACCCAUAUGGAAAAUAAAUAUAAACAACAUAUAAAAAUUUACUACUGAAAUCGAUGUAAAUUCUUAUACUGUAUGUCUCAUACUUUGUUUUACUCUUGAAAGUGGCCACUUUUGCAUACUUUUCAUACAAAAUAUUCAAAGGAUUUGUGUAUGAAACAAGUAAAAUUGAUUUAUGUGAUAUAUAUGGAAAACAUGGCAAAUUAUCGUCUCCAUAGAUGUUUCAUAUGUUUUCUGCCUGUAAAUUAUCCUUUCCUUAUAUAGUUCAUAUAUGUUCCAUAUAUGCCAAUUGAUUAAUACAAAAAAUAUAAAUAGUAGUACCAACAACUGCUGGUAGUCAAACUGCAAAGUAGUCAGGGAUUACUCUAAUUGCUGAAAUAUUAUAAAUUACCAUUGUAAUACUUUUAAGAAAAUCAAUCGGUCGAGAGAGAAUGAGCUUCCAGGGUUGGACAAAAUGCAAACUUAAUAAAUAAUUAAUCAAUAAAUGAAUAAACCAGUUUUAUUCUACACAUACAGUAUCUACUAAGGAUAUUGUAUAGGCAAUUCGUCAAAUAUUUUAAGUUUCCAAAAUAUACAAGUUUCAUAUUGUACAUAUUUACUCAGGAUCGUAUCUGUAGUUUGUGUGUCACAUGCUUUACAUACAAGUUCCGGAUGAAACAUACUGUAUAUUGCCACCGCUCCAGACUUUUGUGCAUUGGUGGCACAUGUGGCCUACAUUUCUUCUUUAGGUUCACCACUACAAAAUAGGUGCACACACAUUUUUAAUUGCAUCACCUUUAAUUUGGGGUAAAAGUGGCUAGAAAUUCCUGCCGGAACUCCCUAACAAAAAGGUCGUCACAGAUGAAAACUGGUUUUACACAUGCAUUAGUCUACAGCAAAGGUGGGCAAACUAUUCCACAAAGGGCCGCUGUGGGUGCGGGUUUUUGCUGCAACCCAUCAAGAGGACACCUUUUCACCAAUCUGGUGUGUUAUAAGUGCAAUCAGUUGAUUGCAGUCAGGUGCUUCUUGUUUCUAUUUCAACCUCAUUGGUUAAAAGCUCUGUGCUGGAUCAGUUGGAACAAAGACCAGGACCCACUGCGGCCCUCGAGGACCAGUUUGCCCACCCCUAGUCUACAGCAUUACACUAACAAGGUGUAACAAGAAACUGAUUUUCAUUCAAAAUUGUAAUUUAAAGUAACAUACAG
Messenger RNA from Corythoichthys intestinalis (scribbled pipefish), 5488 nucleotides. It is a transcript of the gene ccdc28b, whose product is annotated as coiled-coil domain containing 28B. The transcript has 6 exons. NCBI's taxonomy places the organism in Eukaryota, Metazoa, Chordata, Actinopteri, Syngnathiformes, Syngnathidae. Bases 199 to 837 code for a protein of 212 amino acids. The record is from RefSeq and is a predicted model, not a curated record.